GGAUUAGAUGGACGUUGAUUGGGAUUCUAACUCGUUGCUGAUCUAAAAAUCUUCAAUUUAAUCUCUUUUAGAUUAGCUUCGCUGUGAAAGCCCAUCUCCUCCCUAAAGCUUGCUCCUUCCCCAAGGAAGGAAGCAGAAAGGAAAAGGCUUAUCAAAACCCUCAUCUCCUAAUCCACAAUCAAACUCCUCUCUCUUCCUCAAUUUAGGGUUUACAUUGCUCUCUUCCCCGAUCUUCGAUUUCACACGAAAUCAUCAAAACCCACCACGAAAAGUUACCAACUUUGCUGAUUUAGGGUUCUUCCCAAUCACGGAUCCGUAAUCAUUUCUGCUACUUCCCUCAUACGAAUCAUCAAAACCCACCACGAAAAGUUACCGCCUUUACGGUCGGAUCUCGAUUUUCACCAAACCCUUUUGCGGAAAAUCUCAACUUCUUCUUCACAGAUCCGUCUUAGGAGGUCAGAAAAAAUGGCGGAUACGAUACCGUUUUAUCUCAACAUCGUGGCGUUUCUAUGCACUGUUGGAGCCAUUGCCUUGGCGAUAUUUCACAUCUACAGGCAUCUCUUGAACUACACUGAGCCAACUUACCAGAGAUACAUCGUACGCAUCGUCUUCAUGGUCCCGGUUUAUGCCUUCAUGUCAUUCUUGUCUCUUGUCCUCCCUACAAGCUCCAUAUACUUUGAUUCCAUACGAGAAGUUUAUGAAGCUUGGGUCAUUUACAACUUCCUAUCACUGUGUUUGGCUUGGGUUGGUGGUCCAGGAGCAGUGGUUCUUAGUUUAAGCGGUCGCUCUCUACAACCAUCAUGGUGUCUCAUGACUUGUUGCUUCCCUCCAUUGACAUUGGACGGGCGUUUUAUUAGGAGAUGCAAGCAAGGUUGUCUGCAAUUUGUGAUCCUGAAGCCUAUCCUAGUGGCUGUAACACUUGUGCUCUACGCAAAAGGGAAGUACAAGGAUGGGAACUUUAACCCUGACCAGGCGUAUCUCUAUCUUACCAUCAUCUACACCAUAUCCUACACGGUGGCUUUGUACGCGCUUGUUCUGUUUUACAUGGCGUGCAGAGAUCUUCUCCAGCCGUUCAAUCCUGUCCCCAAGUUUGUGAUCAUUAAGUCUGUCGUCUUUCUUACCUAUUGGCAGGGUGUUCUAGUUUUUCUUGCUGCAAAAUCUGGAUUCAUACAAACCGCAGAGGAAGCAGCUCAUUUUCAAAAUUUCAUAAUAUGUGUGGAGAUGCUAAUCGCUGCAGCAUGCCAUUUCUAUGCCUUUCCAUACAAGGAGUACGCGGGUGCCAAUGUUGGUGGACCUCGCAGCUUCUCAGGGAGCCUAUCACAUGCUGUAAAACUAAACGACUUUUACCAUGACACUGUUCACCAGUUUGCACCUACGUAUCACGAUUACGUGCUCUAUAACCAUAAUGAGGGUGGUACUGGUGACGAAGGGACAAAGAAGUACCGGUCGAGAACCUUUGUGCCAACUGGUCAAGAGAUGGAUGCAAUGAGAAAGAACAAACCAGUGUAUGCAAACAAGAUAGAUGGUGUUUCGGUUUCGAGUAGUCUGUCUUCAGGGGCAAGCUCGCCGAAAAGCUCCAGCGUAGCAUCUGAUCCUGCGCGUUCCGAAGCUGUGAAGUCUUCCUUGAUUGUUGACGCCUCGGAUUCUCUUGAUACAAUGUAUGAUAUGACGCUCAUUGACAUUGAUAUAUCUAGUUUCCCAAGCAAUGUUCCCUCGGCAAAUGAAAGUGGGCCUAGAUAGGAGCAGGAAUGAGAUGUAGAAAGUACCAUUAAAUGUACAAAACAUGCUCCUAAUAGCUUCUCAGGUGUGUUCUUAGUUGGAAGAUGUUAGUACUCUGAUAGAGUAUAGAUCUAUGUAAAGGGAAGUACUCGUGUAUUUUCAAUGAGAAAGAGAGUUACAGCUUGAGUGUGAA
Messenger RNA from Raphanus sativus (radish), 1912 nucleotides. RefSeq lists its product as uncharacterized. The transcript is spliced from 7 exons. Gene Ontology annotation, molecular function: transporter activity. Gene Ontology annotation, biological process: transport. The record is from RefSeq and is a predicted model, not a curated record. Bases 466 to 1740 code for a protein of 424 amino acids. Lineage: Eukaryota; Viridiplantae; Streptophyta; Magnoliopsida; Brassicales; Brassicaceae.